Messenger RNA from Sphenostylis stenocarpa, 678 nucleotides. The record is from the annotation of a GenBank genome assembly. NCBI's taxonomy places the organism in Eukaryota, Viridiplantae, Streptophyta, Magnoliopsida, Fabales, Fabaceae.
AUGGGGCACAACCAAAACCAGAGAUCUCUGAUCUACGCGUUCGUCUCUCGCGGCACCGUGAUUCUAGCCGAGUACACGGAAUUCAGCGGCAACUUCAACACCAUCGCCUUCCAGUGCCUCCAGAAGCUCCCUGCCUCAAACAAUAAAUUCACCUACAACUGCGAUGGCCACACCUUCAAUUACCUCGUCGACAACGGAUUCACGUAUUGUGUUGUUGCGGAUGAGUCAAUUGGGAGACAGGUGCCUGUGGCUUUUCUGGAGCGCGUGAAGGAUGAUUUUGUUGCCAAAUACGGCGGUGGGAAGGCGGCGACCGCCGCCGCCAACAGCCUGAACAAAGAAUUCGGGUCCAAGUUGAAGGAGCAUAUGCAGUACUGUGUUGAGCAUCCUGAAGAGAUAAGCAAGCUUGCUAAGGUGAAAGCUCAGGUUUCUGAAGUAAAAGGUGUCAUGAUGGAGAACAUUGAAAAGGUUCUGGACAGAGGGGAAAAGAUAGAGCUUCUGGUAGACAAGACCGAAAAUCUUCAUCACCAGGCACAAGACUUCAGGAAUUCUGGGACCAAGAUCCGUAGAAAAAUGUGGCUGCAAAACAUGAAGAUAAAGUUGAUCGUGUUGGCAAUUUUGAUAGCCCUGAUCCUGAUAAUAGUCCUCUCUGUUUGCCGUGGGUUCCAUUGUGGAAAAUAA